Ziziphus jujuba (common jujube) is the source of this 1418-nucleotide messenger RNA. RefSeq names its product thioredoxin-like 1-1, chloroplastic. NCBI's taxonomy places the organism in Eukaryota, Viridiplantae, Streptophyta, Magnoliopsida, Rosales, Rhamnaceae. The record is from RefSeq and is a predicted model, not a curated record. The transcript is spliced from 4 exons. Gene Ontology annotation, biological process: cell redox homeostasis. Bases 185 to 1075 code for a protein of 296 amino acids.
UCACUCCAUCCUUUUUCUCUCUAAAAAAAAAAAACUCAAAAGUGAAGCGAGCUUUCUUAGCUAUAGAGCCAGAAAAAAUAUAUAAUUGUUUUCACUUUGUGGGUAUUUUUUUUUGUUUGGUGGGUGGGAAUCUGAUUGUUUUGGUGUAAGAUUUUGAGAAGAAAAAAAGAAACAUCUUCUUCCGAUGGCAGAGGUUUUGAGCAAAACCAAUUUGGUUUCUUCAUCAUGGCUUCACAAUCGUCAGCGGCAAAGUAUUUCAUUUUUUCCGAAGAGUUGCAAGUUCAACAAUAAAUCGCCGGCUUCUUGUUCUCUGAAACUCAAAUCCAAGGCGUCAUCAUUUUCGUUUUCGUCAAACAGCGGUUUUUAUGGCAAAAGCGUUGUUCUUCAACAAGAUGAAGCGAUGCCCAGAAGAGGGAUCUCCCUAUCCCGAGCUUCUGUUACCAGUUCUCAGACGACUCUUAGAAUUGGGAAGGCACAAAAAUGGUGGGAAAAGGGUUUGCAACCAAACAUGAAAGAGGUAAAUUCUGCGCAGGACCUGGUAGACUCCUUAUUGAACGCCGGGGAUAAGCUUGUGGUUGUUGAUUUCUUUUCUCCUGGUUGUGGAGGUUGCAGAGCUCUUCAUCCCAAGAUAUGUCAAUUUGCAGAGAUGAACCCAGAUGUUGAAUUUCUUCAGGUGAACUAUGAGGUUCACAAAUCCAUGUGUUAUAGCCUUAAUGUUCAUGUUCUACCUUUCUUUCGCUUCUAUAGAGGCGCACAUGGCCGUCUUUGCAGCUUCAGCUGUACUAAUGCUACGAUCAAGAAAUUCAAAGAUGCAUUGACCAAGCACACUACAGAUCGAUGUAGCAUUGCACCCACAAAAGGGUUGGAGGAGAAAGAACUCCUCGCUCUGUCUGCUAACAAGGAUCUUAACUUUAGCUACACACCCAAACCAGUUGAAUUUGAGCCUGUCCCAGCAGAGCCAGUGUCUGUACCACAACUAGAACCAUCUCAUUCAACCAAAGAGUCAAUUUCGACAAAAACUUUGAUGUUUCCUCGAGUUUCAGAGGACAAAACAUUGGUUGCUUCUGGCAGAUGAUGUGGUCGGUUUUCACCAUCCCCAUUUCCCCACUUGUACAGUACUUGCUAGCUUUGUGAGUUUUCUUUUUCUUUACAUGUAAUAUUCAUAUCAGAAAAAAGAAGACUGAGUGAAUACUGUAUGUUUGCUCCCAAUUACCCCCAUGGAUUUUGAGGUGGUGUGGAUCUUUUUUUUUUUUUGGGAUCCUUGCCUGUUAAAUGUCUAGUGUUCUGAAGAGCAACCUGUAUUAUGAUUGUUGGUUUGCUCUUUUAUGCUAUCGGAGGAAAGUAGUUUUGUCUCCUCCUUUGUGAUUGUAAAAAAGCUUAUUCUCAUAUUUAAGGAUAGAAGAUCCUUUUUUCUUCAA